Molecule: messenger RNA, 7023 nt
Organism: Lethenteron reissneri (Far Eastern brook lamprey)
Lineage: Eukaryota; Metazoa; Chordata; Hyperoartia; Petromyzontiformes; Petromyzontidae
Gene: PEX5
Product: peroxisomal biogenesis factor 5
Biological process (GO): protein import into peroxisome matrix, docking
Cellular component (GO): peroxisomal membrane; cytosol
Molecular function (GO): protein binding
Source: RefSeq, a predicted model, not a curated record
UGGCGGGCUAUGCAGGUUCCGGGGCCACCCACUCCCCCCCGUCUGUUGUUGUAAGGCGCCCCUGGGUCUUGCUGUUGACGGCAACGUUGAAGACGCAGGGAGGAGGGGGUAGCUGUUGGCGGCUGACGGCCCGGUCGUGGUGGUGGUCUCCGCUGAGACGAGGCAGCCAUGGCGAUGCGCGAGCUGGUGGAGGCGGAGUGCGGCGGAGCGAACCCACUCAUGAAGCUCACGACGCACCUCACGCAAGAUCAUGCGCUGCGGCAGGAGGGCCUCGGACGCCCGCUCUGGCCACCACCGCAGGCGUUACCCGAUGCUUCCGUGGUAUCCAAGCCGCUUUCCCAAGCGUCUGAGAUCGAGCUCGUGAAUGAGUUCCUGCACGAGCAGCAGCAUGCAAGCCAUGCGGUACGCGCUCGGGCCCCGCAGACUUUCAAGAUGGAUGAGUUGCUUGCUGAGAUGCAAGAGAUUGAAAACUCCAGCCUCAGGCAUGCCCCUCUCCGAGCCCCGGGCGUGGCAGACCUGGCACUGUCAGAGGGCUGGGCUCAGGAGUUCCUGGAGAGCGAGGGUCACGGCGCCACGCUGGAGUCCGCGCAACCUGGGCCCCCCGAGGACUGGAGCCGCGAGUUCAUUGCCGAGACCGCCGACCCAGCCCAUGCUUCCCCUGUGAAGUGGGCCGAGGAGUACCUGGAGCACAGCGAGGAGAAGCUGUGGCUGGGAGACUUUGAAGCGGCCAAAAGCGAGGACCAGAAAUGGGUGGACGAAUACAAGCCACAGGAAGUGGGGGGGGAGGAGCUCAUGAAGACGGCGAAUGAGUUCCUGGGAAGCAUCGACGACCCCAAGUUCUCAAACUCCGAGUUUAUGAAGUUCAUCAAGAAGUUGGGGGAGGGAGAGGUUACCAUUGAGGGAGGCCGCGUGCUACACACGGGUGCCGAUGCCCAGCGCUGGGCCGAAGAGUUUACGCAGCAGCAGCAGCAGCAGCAGGAGCAGGAGCAACAGGUUCAGCCAGAGACGGAGCCGGAGGAGCGGGGCGAACCGUGGGCAGACGACUUCGCUCGGGCCAAGAACAUCACGGUGGGCGAAGAGUUUGAGAAGGCCCGUGCCGCCGUCGAGUCUGACACAGACUUCUGGGACAAGCUGCAGGCCGAGUGGGAGGACAUGGCCAAGGGCGAGCCGGAAGCAAACCCGUGGUUGUCCGAGUACGACGAGGUUGUCGCCUCUUCCUAUGACAAGGGCUACGUGUUCAACGAGGAGAACCCGCUGCAGGAGCACACGGAGCCGUUUGACGAGGGGCUGCGUCGGCUGCAGGCCGGAGACCUCCCCAACGCCGUGCUGCUCUUUGAGGCAGCCGUGCUGAGUAAUCCCACACACAUGGAGGCAUGGCAGUACCUGGGCACAACUCAAGCGGAGAAUGAACAGGAGCUGGCUGCCAUCAGUGCCCUGCGCAGGUGCCUGGAGCUAAAGAAGGAUAAUCUGACGGCGCUAAUGGCGCUCGCGGUGAGCUUCACUAAUGAGGCGCUGCAGCAGCAGGCUUGCGAGACGCUGCAUCGCUGGCUCGCUGCAAACCCCACCUACUCGCAUCUCGUGCCGGCUGGCGCCGACACAGCCACGGACGGCGCAGCCGGCACUAAGAGGCGGCUCAGCUCCGUGCUGCCCAGCGGCUACUUUGCCGAGGUGCGGGAGCUGUUCCUGGAGGCGGUGCGCUGCGGAGAGGGCGCCGUCGACCCGGAUCUGCAGUGCGGCCUCGGCGUGCUCUUCAACCUGAGCGGCGAGUACGACAAGGCCGUCGACUGCUUCACGGCGGCGCUCGCCGUGCGCCCGCAGGACUACCUGCUGUGGAACAAGCUUGGGGCGACGCUCGCUAACGGCAGCCGCAGCGAGGAGGCGGUGGAAGCGUACCGGCGCGCUCUCGAGCUCCAGCCGGGAUUCAUCCGCUCCCGAUACAACCUCGGCAUCAGCUGCAUCAACCUGGGCGCUCACCGCGAGGCGGUGGAGCACUUCCUGGAGGCGCUGCGCCUUCAGCGCAAGGCGGCGGACACGGGCGGUGCGGUGGGCGCCAGCGGCGUCGACGCGACAUCCGACAGCAUCUGGAGCACGCUGCGCAUGGCGCUGUCGCUCAUGGGCCUCGCCGACCUGCACCGCGCCGCCGACGACCACGACCUCGACACGCUCCUCUCCGCCUUCGGCCUCGAGCAAUGACGGCCACGGCCGCGGCCGCUCGGCUCCGGUUCGGCCGCCCGGCUGCCCGCGCUCGCCGGCGCGGCCAGCCGCGACCGCUCGUCUCCGCCGCGGCGGCGGUGGCGGCGGCUCGCCGACGAUGCGUGGUUUUGCCAUCGCCACCGAAAGGCGGCGGCGCGGGCGCUGAUCGCGUGCGAGUGCAGCGGAGACGAGAGGGGCGAGUGCGAGCGGCGCGGCGGUGGGCCGGGAGUCGCGGCCGGGCUGUGAUGGCGGUCGGGGCACGGUUAGCGAGAGCCGUGGCCACAUCUCCGCGCCACUCGCUUGGCUCCGUUUGUUACAGCGCCGCCGUCUCGCUAGCCCCGGUCCCUUGCUUGAUUCACUUUGGCUCGAGUUUGAAAUAGUUUACCUGGGAAGGAUGUCAAUGGGUUCUAGGAGCCUUGUUCAGGAGUGUUGUGCUUUUGGAUAAAUCAUGUUGGCAUUGCCUGGAAAAGAUCCACACGGUUAAGAUCAUGCGCAAGUUAAGUGUAGAUGAUUAUCCUGUUGUGCUUUUGCAUAACGGGCAGGUUUUCCACUGCACAGGUGCAUCACACAUGUGUGAUGACUCUAGUUCCGUGUGAUACACCAACUCCAGCAUCCGAGUAGCUGGAGGGCAGUUCUGAAUCCCCCACCACUGAUCAACUUGACCAAUUUAACAUUGAUUCUUUGUCAAUUACUUUCACUUUAACGCGGGCAUAAUUUUGCUUUUGCAAGGCGCGUAGUUUUGUAGAAGACGGCAAAUAAAAAAAAAUUAGGAACAACAGUAACGGCAGAAUUUACACACGAAAAAAUCCAUCGGAGUAAACUAAUCUGCUAAAGGAUGAUUGUAAAUAUAACGCGGCAAUUCGCGUGCACGCACAGGUCCGCUCCUCGCACGAAAAAUAAAAAUGGAAAAAAUCUCGAGUCAGAUGGCAGUUGUCGCAUGCGGGCCAAAAGCAGCGAGGGUUUUAACGUUUUAAAUUUUUUGUCAAAAAUUAUUCUCAACAAGACCAUGCACUUAAGGAUAUUUUUUUCUUUUGGUGGGUUUUCAAAAAGACGCGGUCUCUCGCAGGUACGACAUUUGGUGCCACUGCUUCGCGUUGAAAUGGCAGCCGUGACCCAGCCAGCAGUACGCGACUGGUCAUGCCUGCACUGACCCAGCCGAUGAGGAUAAUGAGUUAAAUACAAUAAUUGUGCUAAAAAUUAUAAUAAUUGUUGAUUAAUAAUGUAUGAAAUCGUAGGCUGUCCGUCUUGUGUGUCCAUCCGUAAUGUCCAAAACCAUGCAUGGGAAGGUCACGUGACCGGAUGCAUGCUUUCAAUUUGAUGUGUUUUGAACUAUGCGACGUCGUGGUUACAAAACGCACCGUCACGUUUGUGGUCGCUGUCAAGAGUGAGAGGCGGCGAUCGCCUCUGUAGAGAAUUUUAAUGACUAAGAUUACACGGUCAGGGACUAGUCCUAACAAUGAUUAUUAUGAGAAUACAAGUAAUAACUAUGGAGCUAUUUGUGUAAAUGUGUAAAGUUGUGUAUAGUUAGACUUACUGCAAUAACUCCGAGAUGACAAGGAAAUUAACAGUUAUUGUGCCAUCUGGACACAGUGAUAAUAUCUGUGUUUUGCCCUGAACAAUAAUAAUGUUCAAAUAUUCUGGUCAGAUGGCACUGGCCAAGUGUUUAACUCACAGCUGGUAAAAUUGUGAGUUGAAAUCACUGUAAAGGUUCUAAGCCCAUGAUCCCUGGGGGGACACAACAAUAUUACCGUAUUCUCCAGAUUAUAAGACAUUUCCGAAAGUAAGACACACUCCAAACUUGCGCCCGGUGACAAUACAAUGAUUCAAAUCUGGUCACACAAGCGUAACGACGGUGGUGUGCGCGUGAGACUAGAUUUACAUAUUUUAAUCUGGAGAAUAUGUUUAUGCUUAACACACCCGCAGUAUUAACCAGGGCGGCCAGCAGGCCCAAACCACAGACCUUCGUAGCGAGACGACAAACGCGCCACUGCUCGGCAAAGUCACCGUCGCAGUUUGACGAUGUCACUGACUACUGCGAAGCCUCUUGUCGACUCCUGGUUCUUAGCGAGCUUGCAAAUGUCCAUCUGUAGCUGCGAUGGUUUGGGCUCGGGGGGGGGGGGGUGGUCUCUGUGGGGGGUUCGUUAGGUCUUCCAUAAAGUCAGCCGGGCUUUGACCCCGGCACAUCUUCACUGUGAGGGUGCCAGGGUGGCGAGAUGUUAACUACCUCGCCUGGUAUACAGGAGGUCAUGGGUUCGAUCCCGACGCUGAUGCCUGUGUAUUUGGAGUUUUGCAUGGUCUCUCACCAUGGUCGCGUGGAUUUUUCUCCGGGUUCUCCGGUUUUUCCCCGCCACAUUUAGAAACGUGCGCUUAAAGAGUAUUUGGCUGCGUUACAUUUCCACGUCAUAAGCCACUUCGUUGAGCUAUCACAUUUUGUGGGCCAGGUCACUUCUUCAAAAGAGCUAAAAAUAGCUAAGUGGGCCUUACCCGGUAAAAAGAAAAAAAUGUGUUUAGUUUUUAGAGCUCGACGUGACAAUGAAGCGACGGCAAUUUACCAAGGUUCCUUAAGGGGACGCGACAAUUUUGAUUGACCUGCAAGCGACCCCCAUCGCAAAGUGACUUCUCUCGCUUCGUGUGGGAGGCCUCCUGGGAGGCCUUUGGCCAGUGUCGAGUUAAGGGGGAGGGGUGGCGCUUAAUUCAGGCGGGUAUCGUUCAAAAGUCGUGUGUCGGUUAAAGUCGAGCGUGGUGGUGGUGAUGUCCGUAAUUAACAAUGGAGACUCACCCUAUGUCGAUUAGGGGGUGGGUGGGGUGGGGGCGGUGAAGGGCUUGAAAAGAUAAAACCACAGAAGUGAGUGCUGCUUGUGGGGGUGCGGUCGUUAUUAGUCGGGGGUCUGCCGCCCCCCCCCAUCCACGAUUCGAUUAAUCGUUUUGAUUCACGAAUCGAUUAAAAUUGGUCUCUUUUUUUUUAACGAUACAUCGGAUUCAUACUCUUAGUUUUUUUCGGGAAAGUCACGUAGGUAAAAAAUAAAUAAUAAAACUAAUAGAAAUAAUUAUAGAAAUAAAAUAAUAAAUCACGACGUUUCGGUGGCAACACAAGUCUCCGUCAUCAGGUGGGACCGUCAGCUAGAUUUACUGUAUCAAGUGAGGAAAAAUCCAAGGGACAAGCUCUUAAAUACAAGUUGCGGGGGGGGGGGGGCUUAUCUGAAUGUGGUAGCCAGGGAAUGGAACGGUGGGGGGGGGGGGGGCUAAAAGAGAACGAUAGGUGCACAUCGACUCGGGGUUGUGGCCGGUGUUAGCUGAUAAUAAACAUAAAAGAUACAUCGGAUGUCGGGGUCUCUAGUAGCCACAGAGGUCAUAAGAGUGCCAUGCAUGCAAACAUGCGCUCAAAAUAAAACACAUCCACUCUUUACGCGUGGGAUCCAAUGCAACUAUUGUUGAAUGUAGCCUAAUGUCUGUAGCCUCGAAAAGUAUCGAUUCAUUGCAUCGUUACAUCCUUAAAUAUAAAAAAACAUGCAGUAAUUAGCAAAUGCAAGAUUGAUUUCAGUGUCCGUGGCACCCCGGUUAUCACUAACCGUGCUCUUUAAAAGUCCAGCGCAUGUGCCUAGAUCCAGCACCACUGCGUUAACUGUUUAGGCGUGGUCACUCGGUCGAGAAAGAGAAAUGUGUGUAUAUAUAAGGUAUGCACCAAAGUGGUCGUGUUCCUCAAUAACGUCAUUUGUCCUCCGUCCUUGGCCCACGGAUUGGGCAUUCAGUGAGGCGCGCACACACGCACACACAGGAGUCGAUUGGUGAACACAUAUGUCGGCCACUUGGAAGAGCCCCCGGUGAUCGUGAGCCAACCAUGUGAUGGGUCAGCACUCCCGCUAGCAGUGGAAUCAUGUUAAUUGGUACGAUGAAAACACGGUUAGAUUAAAUUAGCCUUUUUAUCAAAGCGUUGUUGGGGUUUUUUUUUUACCUUCCAGUUUGAGGAUCAGCUUGUGGUUGCCUGCAGUGUUAUUAUUUUUUGACAUAUCAAAAUGAGGUGCCUCUUGCAACAGAGGCCGACUUGGGAGAGUUUUUUACCCCAGAUAUCAUCAAACGAUACAAUGAGAUAAACCACCAGUGGCGUGGCGAUGGAAUGGGCAGGUGGUGCGAAGGCACUGGGAAUCCACGGGCCAGAGGGGUCGAGGCACGGGAGGGCAUUGCAUAGGAGAGGCUGCCCCGCCGUCUGUAAUAUCCUGCACCAAGGGCCAUGCCAACCACGCUACGCCACUGGUGAUCAAGGUGAUGAUCUCCUUCAAUUACGCGUCCCAGGACCAAAGCAAAUGGGCAGUGUUGAUUUGUUACGGUUGAAGUAAAAAAAAAGCAAAUAAAUACAUUUACGACGUAGAUAAUUAUACGAAUAUACCGCAGUAUGUGGAUGUUAAGGUCUUCAGUGCACGCAUGCCGUACAUUUUGUAACGGAAUAAUCGUGAAAUGAAUCUGCUGCCGCGGUUCUAAGCAAAAAAAAGAAGAUGAUUUUACAAUAUCAUUUGAUGUUGGCUUCUCGUGGUCGUAUUUGGUGUCUACUCUGAGGUCUAUGUCAUGCCUCUGUUACCCGAACCCUUGUCCACCACUGACUCAACCGUGACUUCCACCACAACCCAUGCGUGUUUCAGUGCCAGCGUUUGUAGUGUGCUCUUGUGUGGCGCCAUCUGCCAGGCGUUUCAAUUAACGCAAGUCUUCCAAUGCAACGACGAUGUUGAGUGCCCUGGCCUCUCCGUGGUUGUGCGAGUUUGUGGCCGAGCUUAAAAUAAAUGUGGGCGAUUGUUAAGCAGCGAUGAUGAUGAUGAUGAAUAAAACAUAAAUUGACAA